AUGGUGACUUCCGAUGGGGUCGCUGUGGAGGUGCACGGGACAACUCACGUUCCAAAUUCUAUUUUGAGUUGGUAUGAUGAGACUCGCCCUAUGUGGAUUGAUCUUGUUGGGGAUUAUGCUGGAAAAGAGUUGUUUCUGCUUGAGGGUGAUUCUCUAUUAAGAGAAUGUUUUGCAGAUGAGAGGAUUGAUUUUCAAGAUGGAUUUCAACUACUACAUGCUGUAUAUGUAGUAGAACGAUUCCUUGAGAAUCUGGUCAAGAGACACUGCAACUUUCAUAUUGCGUUCUUCGAAGAAGUCAUUGACGACGAAACCAUCAAGAAGUUGUCUGCUGCCUCAGCAGAGGGACACUUGAGUGAGAGAUCAUGCGUUUCAGUUCUUUCUGCGUCUCACAUCCUGAAGAGGAGUCCAUCCGAUGUGUUCCUCGCUUCCGCAUUUAUAUUACACAGCGUUUUGCUGAACCAAAUUCCUCUUGCAAAGCGCCGAUUUCCAUCUAUCGAUUUUGACGAAGACUUCGAGCAACAAAUUACUAAUUUCUUGUCCUUAUAUGCAGAGGCAGCCCAAGUUAUUCUAGACAAUCCAACAUGGAGCGAAUUUGUGCAAGCGAAUGCUCUUACAAGAGAUACUCAUGAUCUUGUUGAUGGGAGAUUAUUACGCGUCGUCAUACAAGCCCUAUGCGACGAAUCCUCAGACCCUUUCCCCCAAGCAGUUCACGAGGAGUGGCUGGUGCUUUGCAAUCUGACCAAAGAGCUUUCGAAUCAAGAGCUUUCCUUGAAAGGGAGCCCUGAUUUAGACUUUGUUGAAAUCGCUGCAACCGAAGAUACUGACUCAAGCUCAGAGGAUCUUACAGUUUUACCCUUCACUAACGCUGUGUUCAACAAGCACUUGCAGUGCAUCCAUGUCAAGACAGACGCAUCUUUGUCUACACAAUUUGGCACAAUGAAGCUGUACAGAGAAACAAGUCAUUGGCAUAAUCACAAAAAGCCAAUCGUCACAAAAGCUCUUCCAGCACAGAAAGUCUCUAAAUGGCGCAAUCCUCUUCGUACCAAUCAAUUUUAUAUGAGCGAAAUGACUGCCUAUGCCGCAAGUUUAACUGGAGCAAAGGGAAAAGCACUCGAACCGGAAACUAUCGUGGUGGGGCCCAAGCAACUGGCGAAAGUUGUUGAGGAGAAACCAUCAAAGGCAAGUAAAGUCGAAAAGCCAGCGCCUAAAUCGAAGAAAGAAGCCGCAAGUGAUAAUAAGAAACCUGGAUCCAAUGCUAAGAAGGGUACCAAAAAGGGUGGUGGUCUUUCAGCUGCUGACCAGAUCCGCGCUGCAAACCUGGAAAAGAAAGGCGACACUGAGACCGAUAAAGCUUUCCUUGCAUGGUCUAUGAUUAUGAAGGAUCUUGAUUUGUCCUCCAACGAUGAAAAUCGCUACCUCCGUGCAAAGCAAUAUCUUAACAAUCUUGAUGGUGCCAGAACAAAAAUUCUUGAGGGAGAUAUUAACACGUACAUACUCCAAUGUCUAUUGUCUUGGUGGGCCGGGUAUUGUAAGGAGAAUAAGAAAAUGAAUGGCUACCAUGUAGUUGCAUUGAUUUGGACAACUGUGAGAUUUAUAUGUACAACUAGUGCACCAAUCACAAAAGAGAUCGUGCAGCACGUCGAGAAGAUUUGCAAAUUACUUGGCAUCUCGGACGCUUUCUCUCCGCCGAAAGUUCUCGGGGUUGAUCGCAAGCUAUCUUUUACCUUCAAGUACCCGCCUCCAGCUUUGUCCUUGAAGAUUGGCCUUUCCCAAUCAGAAUUCCAGCUCGAACACUGUGGUCCGUACAUGGACAGGAUGCUUGAUGCAAAGCCAGAUGCUCGUGUUUCUAGCUUCAUUCCGGAUGGUUGGCAGAGAGAUGUGCUCAAUCAAUUGGAUGCCGAUAAGAGUAUAUUUGUGGUGGCUCCCACCUCUGCUGGUAAAACAUUCAUUAGUUUCUAUGCUAUGGAGCAGAUUCUACGUGCUGAUAAUGAUGGAGUUCUGGUUUAUGUCGCACCAACAAAGGCACUUGUCAAUCAAAUCGCAGCUGAAGUUCAAGGUCGAUUCUCUAAGAGAUUUCCCCAAGCAGGCAAAGGAGUGUGGGCUAUUCAUACGAGAGAUUAUCGUGUGAACAAUCCUACAGGUUGUCAAAUACUCGUCACUGUGCCUCAUAUUCUUCAGAUUAUGCUUCUAUCGCCAACGAAUGCGAAGUCAUGGGCCCCACGAGUAAAGCGUAUCAUUUUUGAUGAGAUUCAUUCUAUCGGCCAGUCUGAAGAUGGUGUGGUAUGGGAACAGCUCUUGUUAUUAGCACCAUGUCCUAUUAUUGCCCUUUCCGCUACUGUGGGAAACCCUGAGCAGUUUGCGGAUUGGCUUGGAGAAACUCAAAAAGCAAAUGGUUCUGAAUUGAAGAUGAUCAAGCAUUCAACGAGAUAUUCCGACUUACGAAAGUUUAUGUACGAACCACCUCAGACGUUUCAUUUCGAGGGUCUCGGAGACUCAUUCGGCCUUGGUCUAGGUUUGGAUGGGUUACAAGGAUUUCAAACUUUCCAUCCGGUUUCGUCUUUGGUUGAUCCUUCGAGGGGAAUGCCCGAAGAUCUUGCACUCGAGCCUCGAGAUUGCUUAUCGUUAUGGAAAGCUAUGAUCAAACAUCAGAGCAAGGAAUACAAUGUUCCCGAAUCACUCAACCCAGAACAGGCAUUACCACCUUGCAUUCGAAAAGCGGAUAUAUUUGCUUGGGAAAAGAGCCUUAAGAAAGUACUGAUUCAAUGGAUGGUGGAAUGUCGACCGCAAUUUGCCAAUGUGGUAAAGGAAUUGACUCCCGAGAAGACUGAGAUCGAUGAUGAUAUCUCAAUCGCCAGCUCCUCUGGUUUAUCGACUGAGAUCAUUGACCCAUUAGAUCUUCAAGCUACAACCCUGCCAUUAUUGUACCAGUUGCAUAAGCGUCGUGCCCUGCCAGCUAUACUGUUUAACUAUGACCGUUCUGCUUGUGAGAGCAUUGCAAACACUCUGUUGAACCAAUUAACUCAAGCUGAAGAACAAUGGAAGAAAGGAUCAGCCUGGAAAAAGUUAAUGGACGGCUAUGAAAAGUACCAAGAAAUGAAGGUGAAAAAAGCUCGUAAACCGGCUAAACCAUCCAAGAAAACGAACCAAGACGAUGAAGGUGGAUCAAAGAUGGACCGCAUGCGUGAGGAUGCAACAGAUGGAUCUUCCUUCUAUGAUCUUUUCGAUCCGACCGCUCCGCAAGUCGAUUUCUCAUUUGCUGAUCCAAAGCGUUUGCAAAAAGAAGAACUUGAUGGAUUCAUUCGACAGCUUCGUCGUAAGGAGAUUAGGGAGGACUUAAUUGACUUGCUGAAAAGGGGAAUAGGUGUUCAUCAUGCUGGUAUGAACCGAAAAUACCGUCAAUGUGUAGAGAUGCUAUUCCGUAAAGGCUUCCUGAGAGUCGUCAUUGCAACAGGAACACUUAGUUUGGGUAUUAACAUGCCCUGUGCAACCGUGGUCUUUAGUGGGGACUCGGUUUUCUUGACUGCCUUGAAUUUCCGUCAAGCUGCAGGUCGUUCAGGUCGUCGUGGUUUUGAUCUUCUCGGGAACGUUGUAUUUCAAGGUAUCUCUCGAGAACGAGCAAGCCGACUUCUCAGUUCUCGACUCCCUGAACUUACUGGUCACUUUCCAAUCACGACAACAUUGGUAUUGCGAUUAUUCACACUUUUGAAUGAUUCUAAGAACUCGCCAUAUGCUGUUAGAGCUAUUAACUCUCUUCUUUCUCAGCCUAGACUGUAUCUUGGUGGUCAAAGUUUUAAAGAGCAAGUCCUUCACCACUUAAGAUUUUCCAUAGAGUACUUGCGGCGCAAUGCACUCCUUGGACCUGGGGGUGAACCUGUCAACUUCACUAGUUGUGUUUCGCAUCUCUACUUUACUGAAAAUUCGAGUUUUGCAUUCCAUGCACUUCUCAAUGGAAAGUACUUCCACAAGCUCUGUGCAGAUAUCGAUACCAACUCCGAAGAUGUGCUGCGUACAAUGAUUCUAGUAUUGAGCCAUCUUUUCGGUAGGCGAGUUAUCAGAGAAGUUGACGAUCCUGAAGAGGCAGAAAAGAUCCACCGCUCACCAUCGAACGUGUAUCUUGAGCCCAUGCCAGAAGACGCAGCUAAUAUACUUCGUGGGCAUAACAAGAGCACUUUGGAGUUAUUUUCUACGUACGUGAAGACAUUCGCUGAGCAACACAUUACCGAAGAUGAACACAAUUUGCCAUUCACCAAAAGCCCAGUCGGUCCAAAUGAAGCAAGCAAGACCAAUGGUAACACAAGCUCGGUCAUUGAGUCUCUUCCUUCAUUGCCCCGUCCGCAAGCAAGAUCACCAUUUGUAGCGCUAUCUGGGCUAGGUGACUCCUUCACUACCAUAGAAGAUCUCUGCAGCUCCACCCGUGAAGGCGUUUUUCUUGAAGCGGCUGUGAUCCCCCAUCUCGAGCUUCACCCCGACGAAACGAGAUCACCUUUAAAUUCAUACCUCCUCGAUUUCUACAAGCAUGGUUCUUUGCAACCUCUUGAGGAAGCUAAUGGUAUCCGCAAAUCAGACGUUUGGUUUGUACUUAACGACUUCUCUAUGGUUCUAGCUACAAUCGCCACUUCCCUUGCCUUACAUCUCGGCCUAGGCCAAGAUACCGAUGCAGGACUUCUCGAUGUAAUGGGAGCAGGAGAUUCCGUUGAGAACGAGAAUGAUGAGAAAAUGGCUGAAGAUUUAGUUCCGCAAAAUGUUUCUACACCAUCUACUGAACUUCAGCAAGCUCAACCAGUACGUCGAAAGAAGGUAGUCGAUGAUUGGGAUGCUGGCGAGGAUAGAUUGGCUGCCGAGGAAGAUUAUUUGGAGAAGGAAAAGGAGAGUGGUGCGGGAGCGACGGAAGAUGAAGAGUAUCAAAAGUUGAUGACUGUUUAUCGGGCAUUUAGAAGGUUGAAGACAGAAUUUGAUGAGAAGUUUAGAGCUAUCUGGGCUUAG
Messenger RNA from Sclerotinia sclerotiorum 1980 UF-70, 4983 nucleotides. RefSeq lists its product as hypothetical. Gene Ontology annotation, cellular component: cytoplasm. The record is from RefSeq and is a predicted model, not a curated record. The coding region runs from base 1 to 4983 and encodes 1660 amino acids. The transcript has 8 exons. Gene Ontology annotation, molecular function: ATP binding; nucleic acid binding. NCBI's taxonomy places the organism in Eukaryota, Fungi, Ascomycota, Leotiomycetes, Helotiales, Sclerotiniaceae.